Messenger RNA from Aedes aegypti (yellow fever mosquito), 1190 nucleotides. It is a transcript of the gene Arl6, whose product is annotated as ADP-ribosylation factor-like protein 6. Gene Ontology annotation, biological process: cilium assembly; protein localization to cilium; intracellular protein transport. Gene Ontology annotation, molecular function: GTPase activity; GTP binding. Gene Ontology annotation, cellular component: cytoplasm; axoneme. The record is from RefSeq and is a predicted model, not a curated record. Lineage: Eukaryota; Metazoa; Arthropoda; Insecta; Diptera; Culicidae. Bases 539 to 1117 code for a protein of 192 amino acids. The transcript is spliced from 5 exons.
AUCCCGACCUGAGCGGUGGCCCUUUAUUUUACUCCCUGGUCGGAAUUGUUUGUGAACUUUUGUGUGUACAUAGCCACCACCCCCAUCUUAAGUGUAUCGAACUCGAACGUGUGUUAAAGUUUAAUGCCAUUUUGUAGCCUUUUUUCAUCAGGAAGUAGAUACAGUGGGCACCUGUAUCGUAGUAAGGCGCAUGCAAACGAACGCAGAUUGGGAAAUAACAAACUCACUGGCUGCCAUUAGGAACCGUGUAGCAAUAAAAGUACUGUCGUGGCCUUGCCGAAAUCCGUUUAAAGGACACGUGUGCACCGAAGAACCUCAGACGUCGCAGUUAAACGUGUGUGAUCGAUAUUGCGCCCAUCCGAAGACGACGACCAUGACCAACCCAGCAGACACCAGUAGUCACUGACGAAGGCGCCUUGCGAUUCGACGCGGCAUUUGUUCCGUUUGUUGAUCGGUGGAAGUGUGAAUCACCUAUCGAACGGUGGUGGCCUUGACACCGUUUCCGUUCUUGUAACCGUUGAGGCUGUACACGACAACCAUGGGUCUGUUCGAUAAGUUGGCCAACAUGCUGAAGAUCAAAAAGGAGCAGAUCAACAUCCUGGUCGUGGGAUUGAACAACAGCGGAAAAUCGACCAUCGUUAAUCACUUCAAGAAUCCGGACGAACGGGCAUCCAUUAUUGUGCCAACAGUGGGAUUCAACGUGGAACGAUUUCAGAAUCAGGGAGUAUUCUUCACCGCGUUCGACAUGUCCGGUGCGACCCGCUAUCGCAGCCUCUGGGAGCAUCAAUUCAAAUCUUGUCAGGGAAUUGUAUUCGUCAUCGACUCGAGCGACCGGAUGCGAUUGGUGGUUGUGAAAGACGAACUGGAACUGCUGUUGCAGCACCCGGACAUUGCCAACCGACGGGUUCCGAUUCUGUUCUUUGCCAACAAGAUGGACUGCACGGAUGCGCUGAGUAGCGUCAAGAUUGCCGCCGGGCUGGGACUGGAAAAGAUCAAAGACAAACCGUGGCACAUCAGUUCGAGUAAUGCGCUGACCGGUGAGGGCCUGCAGGACGGAGUCCAGUGGAUGGUGCACCAAAUUCGAGAGUGUGUUGCCAGUUCGAAGGAUAAUGGUUAAGAGGAGAGGGGCGUGUUUCUCUAUAAAUGUAUCAGUGUAGAACAAUAAAACAAUACAUGUUAAUAAUAAGAGA